UUAAUAUUAUUUAAAUGAUUUCUUUUUAAAAAAUUAUAGAUCAAGAUAUAUUAAGGAAUGUUUUAAAUUAGUAGCUAAUAAAGUUUACAGAAAAACGAAGAAUUUAUUGAACAAACAGAAGUCCGAAAAUGUAGUUGAAGUGUAGACAGUUGCUCAGACUUCCGGUUAAAAUGAGGAAUUCGUAAUUUUUUAAUACAGUUUUUAAAUUUAUCCCAGUUUUGAAUAUAUUCCAGUUUUUGAAAAUAUCAAGUUCUUUUCCUCGAGUAAACAUUUUUCUAGUCUUCAGGGUAUGGUCACACUUGACUCGUAUUUUGUUUUUUGUUGCUGUUCCGCUGACUUGUUUUCUGUUUAAUCGCAGUUGCGCAUAUUUUCCGCAUAUUUUCCGUCAUUAAAAACGUUAUUAAAUGCUGCUGCCCCCUUUUAUUUGCUUGUGCUAGGAGCUUGGAGCCUUUGGAUUCAAUUGGAUAGACAUACACACAUAUACAGACAGGAAGGAGCAUCGGAUUCAAGGAUAAUUGUCAAGGACUGCAGCAACAAAAACACAGCAAACAUGUCGGUGGCCGGGCUUCGGCAGUGUCUGUUGCUCUGGAGCGUUGACUAUUGGAACCUGGAAGUCAUGGCGGACAAUGUGUUCAAGUCGCACGAUAUCGGGCUGCGAGCUCAGAAGAAAAUCCUCUCACGCAUGGCGACGAAAAACAUCGCCAAGACCUUUAUCGAUGGAACGACAGCCUCGCUGCUGGACAACCUCUACCGGCUAUGCAAGAUGCACACGGGAAACAAGACCAAGGCGGAGAAGCUGAUCAAGAACAUCAUCAAAAUAGUCAUCAAGAUUGGAGUGCUCCAUCGAAACAAUCAGUUCAGCGAGGAGGAACUCCAAAAGGCGGAGAACUUCAAGAGAAAGUUUCAGAACACCCAACUCUCCAUCAUAUCAUUCUACGAAGUGGACUUCACCUUUGACCUGGCGUACCUGCAAAAAUCCAUAGCCGAGUCGCAUGUGGCGCUCAAGUCCAUUGUGCAGCCGCAUCUCACCGAGAAAUCGCUGGGCCGCAUCGAUGAGGUGUUCGAUUUCUUUGGUGAGGCGGCCCUGUUGGAAACCGCUUUCAGAUCCGAUUCCCCCUAUCGCGAGGUGAUGGGAAAAAUCGUGGCCGACAUUAACUCCGCCAUGGAAACGGGCGACAUCUGAGCUCAGGGCAGGGCAGGACAGGGCAGGGGCAGAGCUGUCGUUGCGUGCUAUGAAAGAAAGGCUAUCUAUUGAAACCAAAAAAGAAAAGCAAACAGCUGCUAGUGGCGAAUGGAGAGCGCUUGCUUAACUAAGCUCACCCACCAACAGCAACACCAAAAUACAAAAUCUAGAUAUAGAACAGCAAAGGCAGUGGGGGGAACAGAACAGAAAGGCGAUAGAAAGAACAGAAAGUAACUAAAAAAGGCAUAUGUUUAAUGAAGAGUUAAAUUUAGUUUAAAUAGUGAUAUCAUUGACAACAAUAUCAAAAGUGUAAAGACGUCCGUAUUGAUUAUUUUGAUGACAACGUUAACAUUUGUGUACUCAAGAUCUACUCUAUCUACUGUAAUGUUUAAUAUUUAGGAAAACCAAAUGCAUUUCGCCAAAGGAAUUCAAUCCAAAUCCGAACGGAAACUGUAAACUCAAGCAAAAUGCUUUUAAAUGGUGUGUAAGUCGUUGAUCGUCUAGUACGUGUAUGCCUGUAACUUUAUGUGUGUGUCAGUCCAGUCUAGGUGUUAAUUGGAAAAUACUUCUGCACAAAAAGCAAUUAUUCGUGGUCUACUUUUUGAUACUCUAAGACUCGCUCUAC
Drosophila ananassae is the source of this 1808-nucleotide messenger RNA. RefSeq names its product tumor necrosis factor alpha-induced protein 8-like protein (gene sigmar). The transcript is spliced from 4 exons. The coding region runs from base 551 to 1183 and encodes 210 amino acids. Gene Ontology annotation, biological process: regulation of apoptotic process. The record is from RefSeq and is a predicted model, not a curated record. Gene Ontology annotation, cellular component: cytoplasm. Lineage: Eukaryota; Metazoa; Arthropoda; Insecta; Diptera; Drosophilidae.